Messenger RNA from Doryrhamphus excisus (bluestripe pipefish), 2820 nucleotides. It is a transcript of the gene ogfod3, whose product is annotated as 2-oxoglutarate and iron dependent oxygenase domain containing 3. Gene Ontology annotation, molecular function: oxidoreductase activity, acting on paired donors, with incorporation or reduction of molecular oxygen; iron ion binding; L-ascorbic acid binding. NCBI's taxonomy places the organism in Eukaryota, Metazoa, Chordata, Actinopteri, Syngnathiformes, Syngnathidae. The record is from RefSeq and is a predicted model, not a curated record. Gene Ontology annotation, cellular component: membrane.
GCGGCAUGUUGUAUGUUUAACGGGCAACAACAAGAUCCUGUAUGACUGCGUAAAAUCAGUGCGCUUUCGGCUUUUAAUGGCGCCGCUACGGCAGAGAAUUGCGAAGGGUUUGAAUGCUACAGAGAUAGGAAAGAAAAUCAAAAGGGGUAAUGCACUGCGGCAGGGAACUGCAUGGUGGAGUUCCAGAGGCCUAACAGCUUUUUUGCUGGUUGCUCUGUGUUUUUGUGGGGCAGCAACUUGGCUGUACAUCACUUCUUGGGAUCCUGACAUUACAGAAACAUUGGUCAGCCAGCGUGAGCAUGUCUCUCCAAAGCCCAGAGUUUACAUUGUCCAGUGCUCAGAGGACUAUGACAACUACAAACGCUACCCAGGCUGCACUCCGCAGAAGUGUGGGCGUGCGUUCGCAGACGGCGUGGUGACAGUGGAGGAAGCUCGGGUCCUCAGGAGACUGGCUGAGAGGGGGCUACAACUAGCUGGAUCCGAGGGAGGAGCCUCCAUCUUGGACCUGCACUCAGGAGCAUUAUCGAUGGGGAAACAAUUUGUUAACAUUUACAGGUAUUUUGGGGAUAAGGUUCAGGAGGUGUUCACAGAAGAGGAUUUCCGGCUAUACAGAGAUGUACGCAAGCGAAUCCAAACACUUAUUGCAGAGACGUUUGGUUUGGACCAAACUCUGAUGUACCUCACCAAGCCCACCUUCUUCUCCAGGAUCAACUCCUCAACGGCCAAGACCCAACACGACGAGUACUGGCACCCACACAUAGAUAAGGUGACGUAUGGUUCGUUUGACUACACGUCCCUUCUGUACCUGUCUGACUACGGCUCUGACUUCACUGGAGGAAGGUUUGUCUUUAUGGACCAAAAUGGCAACAAGACGGUUGAACCACGAGCAGGUAGAGUGUCUUUCUUUUCCUCCGGCUCUGAGAACCUCCACCGUGUGGAGACGGUGUCAUGGGGGACCCGGUACGCCAUUACCGUGUCCUUCACAUGCGACCCGACACAAGCCAUCUCUGACCCAGCUCUGCCCUGAAGCACCCAUGGGUGGAGAGGGAGGGGCCCGGGAAGGUCCUCCGGCUCACUCAAGCCCUGCAAAACGGGGGGAAGCAGAGCGUGAUGAGAGGAUAUGAAAAGGAAGGUUAAUUUGUUGCUCAAGUUAGUUUCAGAGUUCAUACAAUAGCUGCAGUCUUUUGAUUGGCUGCCUCGUACUGAUUGUGCCAAGACAGUAUUUUUUCCCCUUUCCCUGUUUUUAGAACGGUCUGGUUUUUAAAAAUAUUUGGUUCAGACCAGAGUAGCAAACCACAAGUGUGAAAACAGCCUUAGGAAAAAACAGAGGAGGGGUUUUGAUCCUAAUUUUAAGAUAAUGGUGAACAUGAAGCAGAGUCAUCAAACAACUGCCAGGCAGCUAAGAAAUAUGAUUAACAAAAUCUAAUGACUGAAACAUGAUUUUUUUGUUUUUUUUUUUCAAAAACUGGUUUUGAUAUCAUCAGCGUGGCCUGAUGUUCGGAUCCAUACAAUACUUCAAUACCUAUACUUACUUACUUACAAUCAACAACAUCAACAGGGUUGGGUUAUGUUCUUGAUUGUUUGGUUUUAAUAUUUAAUGAAGAAAAUAUGUGUGUAUACAUCUGAAAAGUCUAGGAUAAUGACCUCUGACUUACAUGAUAAUAGCGUAGCAAUGUUAAACGUUACAAAUGUAUGCAAAUUACUGGUAAAUAUCCUAAUUUAGUUUAGUUGAACUGCUCAGCAUCUGGAUACAGUAUUCAGAAUACUAUAUACAGUGAGACAUUAUAAUAAUAAUGUUAUGACUGAAUGGACAAACCCGACAGUCCUCUGAUCCAAAUUUAAGACUUGUAGAAAAAUUGCAAUAAUUUAAAAGAACUAUAGAUUCUGUGUCAUUUUCUGUAGGGUAUUGACACGGUCAUGAUCUCUUGACUGCAAAGGCAAAAAAAACGCUCUCUAUUUAAACAUAUCGGAUUGUUGAGCUGCACGCCAUUGCUGCCAGGGUUGGAUGCAAUAAGUCAUUUGGAACUUCUUCCAAAAUUCCUGAAGGUUACGGACAAACAAGUCAAGUGAAGAAAUAUUGAACUAGAGGACCCGCUGUUUGUCAAGACACGGGAUGAUCCUCUGUACAAAUGAAGGUUGUUACUGGUGCUUUUCAGAAAAGCAUCUUCAAAGGCUUUAUUUCCUUCAACGCUGCAAAAUUGCCUGUGUGGAAACUGUAUGAGAGCACCAAACAUGGCAUGUUUUAUUCUUUGAUGAGAAAAAAAUGCAACCGUGAUGGACCUGAUGGCUUGCAAGCUUACUGGUCUGACAAGGAGGUGUUUUCCACAAGACACAGUGGACGUGUGGCGCCUCAUGAUCUGAGGUGCUGUGUAGCUUCAGGUUGUGCAGGGCCGUCAAACGGCAGAUGGAUAUGUGGAGAUGUUGCAGGGGGCAUCCCUCAUGAAACCCUUGUCUGUGUGGUAAUUCUUGCAUUUUUUGUUUUUAUUGUUUUUCUGCCUUAUAUCAUUAUCUCUGUAUUCAUUUAGGUACCUACUUGAAUCCAUAUGCACCUCGCCUGGGUGUCAAUUGAAGAAUGUUCGUCUUAUUCAUUAUUAUUCAUUACUAUUUGGGAGUUAUGUGUUGCUGCAAUAACAUCUUUGGGUGGUAUUAUUAUUAUUAAGUGAGCACCAGUAAAAAAAAUUGUUUUUACGUCUGUUUUUCCAGCAAUUCCUGACAACUUGUAUACAAACCCCAGUUUCAAGUUUUGAUAUUGUACAUGCAGUUCAAAUCAAAACCUGUAUUAAUUUGAAAAGUACCCUAAAGAUAUUAAAUGUAUUUGAA